UCCCGCUCCCUCAUCCAAAGCUCCCAUAAUUUUCCGUUUGUUUCUGGAGAAGUGUCAAGUUAUCUUCAUUAAUGGAUACCGGAGGAAAGUUGAAGAAAGGUGCCGGAGGAAGGAGGGGAGGUGGCCCCAAGAAGAAGCCGGUGUCUCGCUCCGUCAAAGCCGGUCUCCAGUUCCCCGUCGGAAGGAUCGGUCGCUACUUAAAGAAGGGAAGGUAUUCCCAACGUGUUGGCACCGGAGCUCCGGUUUACCUCGCCGCCGUGCUCGAAUAUCUUGCCGCUGAGGUGUUGGAGUUGGCUGGAAAUGCUGCUAGAGAUAACAAGAAAAACAGAAUCAUCCCAAGACAUGUUUUGUUGGCGGUGAGGAACGACGAAGAGCUGGGAAAACUGUUAGCUGGCGUGACCAUUGCUCAUGGUGGUGUGUUGCCAAAUAUCAAUCCCGUUCUGCUGCCUAAGAAGUCUGAAAAGGCCACCACAGAAUCUAAGUCCCCAUCCAAAGCCACAAAGUCCCCUAAGAAGUCUUGAAUUGCCUUAACAGUGACUUGAACGUUCAUCUCUGUGUACGUAGUUGUGUCUGUAGUGUAACUUGUAUGGAGAUCUAUUCGAUAAAAUUGUAGGCACAUGGCAAUUACUGUUUUAUUAUCCGUGUAGAACUCUUGUUGCAUUCUAAUGAAAUGACAAGGGCUUAAUCCUCUA
Prosopis cineraria is the source of this 692-nucleotide messenger RNA. Its product is annotated as histone H2A-like. The transcript is spliced from 2 exons. The coding region runs from base 72 to 521 and encodes 149 amino acids. NCBI's taxonomy places the organism in Eukaryota, Viridiplantae, Streptophyta, Magnoliopsida, Fabales, Fabaceae. The record is from RefSeq and is a predicted model, not a curated record. Gene Ontology annotation, cellular component: nucleosome. Gene Ontology annotation, molecular function: structural constituent of chromatin; protein heterodimerization activity; DNA binding.